AUGGCGUCGACCUCCAGCCGCAUGGUCGCAUCCGUCGUCGUCUUCCUGCUGCUGCUCGCCGCCUCAGCACGGCGUGCACCGCCGUUGCUUAAUUUUAUUCGCGCAGAGAUGGGGACGACGAGGGUGGCUGAAGCGAGGCACAGGCACUGCUUCUCGCAGAGCCACAAGUUCGUCGGCGCCUGCCUGAGCGAGAGCAACUGCGAGAACGUCUGCAAGACGGAGGGCUUUCCGUCGGGCGAGUGCAAGUGGCACGGCAUAGUGAGCAAGUGCCACUGCAAGCGGAUCUGCUAG
This is a messenger RNA of Miscanthus lutarioriparius, 291 nucleotides long. The record is from the annotation of a GenBank genome assembly. NCBI's taxonomy places the organism in Eukaryota, Viridiplantae, Streptophyta, Magnoliopsida, Poales, Poaceae.